Molecule: messenger RNA, 6043 nt
Organism: Sarcophilus harrisii (Tasmanian devil)
Lineage: Eukaryota; Metazoa; Chordata; Mammalia; Dasyuromorphia; Dasyuridae
Gene: HEPHL1
Product: hephaestin like 1
Exons: 20
Coding region: 1-3480 (1159 amino acids)
Biological process (GO): iron ion transport
Cellular component (GO): plasma membrane
Molecular function (GO): copper ion binding; ferroxidase activity
Source: RefSeq, a predicted model, not a curated record
AUGCCUCCAGAGCAGCUCACUGGCUGCAUCCUUUUGUUCACAUUCCUUUGUCUGCCUGGGCUGGUUGAAGCAGUCACAAGGACAUACUAUAUUGGGAUUGUAGAAGAACUGUGGGACUAUGUACCUCAAGGGAAGAAUGUUAUUACAGGGAAAAGUUUCUCAGAAGACAAACUUGCCACUCUAUUUCUCAAAAGAGGACCCAACAGGAUUGGAAAUGUUUACAAAAAGGCUAUUUACAAACAAUACACAGAUGAGACCUAUUCCAAGGAGAUUCCCAAACCUCCCUGGCUUGGAUUCCUAGGCCCCAUCUUGAGGGUUGAAGUGGAUGAUGUGAUUGUCAUUCAUUUAAAGAAUUUUGCUUCUCGACCUUAUUCCCUGCAUCCACAUGGAGUUUUCUACAAAAAAGAUUCAGAAGGAGCUCUAUAUCCUGAUGGAACAUCUGGAAAAAAUAAGGAUGAUGACAUGGUUGCUCCUGGUAAAAAUUAUACCUAUGUUUGGCCUGCAAGGGAAGAAUAUGCUCCUACUUUUGCAGAUGCCAACUGCCUGACCUGGGUUUAUCAUUCUCACAUUGAUGCACCAAAGGACAUAUGCUCUGGAUUAAUAGGGCCACUACUAGUUUGUAAAAAAGGAAUUUUGGCUAAUAAUCCAGCAAUCAGAACUGAUGUUAAUAAAGAAUUUAUAGUGAUGUUCACACUAGUUGAUGAAAAUCAAAGCUGGUAUCUGGAUGAAAACAUCAGAAAUUUCUGCACUGCUCCUGGAACAGUUGACAAAGAUGAUGCUGUUUUUCAAAGAAGCAAUAAAAUGCAUGCUCUUAAUGGCUAUCUUUUUGGAAACUUCCCUGAGCCAGAGAUAUGUGUGGGGGAUUCUGUGUCAUGGCACUUAUUUGGGAUGGGGAAUGAGAUUGACAUCCACUCUAUCUACUUUUAUGGGAACACCUUCAUCAGCCGAGGACAUCGAACGGAUGUUGUCAACCUGUUCCCAGCUACUUUCCUUACCACAGAAAUGAUAGCUGAAAAUGCUGGGAAGUGGAUGAUUACCUGUCAAGUCAGUGACCAUCUACAAGCGGGUAUGCUUGGACAAUAUAAUGUCCAAGCAUGCACAAAUGAUAUUCAUCAAUCCACACUGACAGGCCAGGAGAGAAGUUAUUUUAUUGCUGCAGAAAAAAUUCUUUGGGACUAUGGUCCUCAGGGCUAUGAUAAAUACAGUGGCCUGCCCUUAAAUGCUACUGGCAGUGAAUCUGAGCCCUUCUUCACACAAGGGGAAACUAGGAUAGGAGGAAAAUACUGGAAAGUUCAGUAUGUGGAGUAUAGUGAUGCAACUUUUACCAGAAGAAAGAACCGAUCUGGGGCAGAAAUCCAUCUUGGAAUACUUGGCCCAGUCAUCAAAGCUGAGGUGGGUGAUACAAUAGAAGUGACUUUUGCCAACAAAGCAGAUAGGGUCUAUAGCAUUUUGCCCCAUGGUGUGAUCUACAACAAGGCAUCUGAUGCAGCCCCAAACCUUGAUGGGUUUCAGAAGAUGGGAGCCUAUGUUAAACCAGGUGAUAAAUUCACAUACAAAUGGAUGGUGCCUGAAAGCGUAAGCCCAACAGUUGAUGAUCCCCCCUGUUUGACAUAUAUGUACUUUUCAGCAGUGGAUCCAAUCAAGGACACAAGUUCUGGUCUAAUUGGGCCAUUAUUGGUCUGUAAAAGGAACACUCUACAAGAUGAUGGAACACAGAAAGGAAUAGACAAAGAAUUCUAUCUGCUCUUCACAGUGUUUGAUGAAAAUCUGAGCCAGUACCUGGAUGAAAAUAUUCGCAAGUUUACCUGGCGACCCUUUGGUGUUGACAAAGAGGAUAAAGAGUUUGUGAAAUCCAACCGAAUGAAUGCGGUAAAUGGUUAUAUGUUUGGCAAUCAGCCAGGUCUGGAUAUGUGCAAAGGUGAUAAAGUUUCCUGGCAUAUGAUUGGAAUGGGUACAGAUACAGAUAUGCAUGGAGUUUAUUUUCAAGGGAAUACUAUUCACCUGAGAGGAACUCACAAGGAUACUUUGGCCCUAUUUCCACAUAUGGCUACAACAGCAUUUAUGCAGCCAGACCGUCCAGGCAUUUUUAAGGUGUAUUGUAGCACAAUGGAUCACUUUACAAAAGGUAUGAAACAAAUAUACGAAGUCAGUGGCUGUGGCAACAAGGCAGCUUUGGAGAAGCCCUAUGGGAUGAUAAGGACUUUUUACAUUGCUGCUGAAGAAGUAGAAUGGGAUUAUGCACCUAACAAAAAUUGGGAGUUUGAAAAACAGCACUUGGAUGCAGGAGGAGAAAGAUAUGGGGACAUAUUUAUGAACCGUACUGAAAACUGGAUUGGUUCUCAGUACAAGAAGGUGGUUUAUAGAGAAUACACCAAUGCAGAGUUUGUGGAAAUUAAAGCCCGUUCCCCCCGGGAAGAGCAUUUGGAAAUCUUAGGCCCAUUGAUUCGAGCAGAGGUCGGUGAUACCAUCCUCAUUGUAUUUAAGAACAAAGCCACCAGACCAUACUCCAUAUCAGCUCAUGGUGUAGAAGACGUGAAUAGUGGGGAAAAAUUUGCAGUGCCAAUCACAAUGCCAGGAGAAGUCAAAACAUACCAGUGGAAUAUCCCUAAAAGGUCAGGGCCAGGCCCCUCUGACCCAAAUUGUAUCCCUUGGGCCUACUACUCAACAGCAAAUUUUAUGAAGGACACUUACAGUGGUUUGAUGGGUCCUUUGAUAACUUGUAGAGAAGGAGUGCUGAAUGAAAAGGGACUAAGAAGUGAUAUUGACUAUGAAUUUGCCCUUUUGUUUUUGGUGUUUAAUGAAAACGAAUCCUGGUAUCUGAAUGAAAAUAUCAAAAAGUAUCUCAAUAAGGACCCACGAAAAUUUAAGCACACAGAUGAUUUUGUGGAGAGCAACAAAAUGCAUGCUAUUAAUGGAAAGAUAUUUGGAAAUCUCCAUGGUUUAAUAAUGAAUGAAAAUACGAUGACAAACUGGUACCUAUUGGGAAUAGGAAGUGAAGUUGACAUACAUACCGUUCAUUUUCAUGCAGAAAGUUUUCUUUUCAAGUUGGAUAAAUCUUUUCGUGAAGAUGUGUAUGAUCUCUUUCCUGGGACCUUUCAGACCAUUGAACUAAUUGCAGAUCAUCCAGGAACAUGGCUUUUGCAUUGUCAUGUAUCUGAUCACAUCCAUGCAGGCAUGGAAACAACAUAUACUGUCUUCAGAAACUUAGAUAACAGGAUUCCUUAUUCCACGAAGCCCUCUUCUAAAGAAGAACCAAUCCCUCCCACUGUGCCUACUGAUGGAAUCAAUAAUGAAAAGAUACAUUUCUUUGGCAAAAAUCUGGCUCCCAGAGCAGCAAAGGCAGCUUUGGUCAUCCUUUUUAUCAUCGGCCUCCUGCUCUUCCUAGUAGUCAUUUCUCUCUUUCUCAUUCUCCGAUCUCUGAGAAACCGGAUGGAUUACCGAGCUAUUCAGACUUGUGCACUUCCCACUGAUGCUUUGUAAACUGCCCUUCCUCAGCCAGCAUGCAUGAAAAGCAGUCAAGCUUCACCCUUAGAUGGGAAAAAAACAGUGCAACAAGAUUAUAUAAGGCAACGUUUACAAUAACAAAACAGAUACUGUAUCCUAGACCAGGCAUCUGAUGCCCUCAAAAUAUAACUGAAAGCAAUUUGCUUUUAUCUAUUGAAAUAGGUUAUGAUUAAUUCUCAGGGAUAAAUACAUACACAUACACACAAAUACACAAGAUAUUAUCUCAGACGAGAAAAGUCUACUUCAAGGCUGUCCUCUAAGUGAUGAUGCCAAAAAGAUGUCUCCAUUUUCAAUUUUUCUACUCUAGAGUUCAAGCUUUCCUAGCUAGCCAUCAAAUUUAGUUCCUAGAUGAUUAAAGGGUCACUUACAAAGUACCAGAAAGCAUUGUAGCAAUCCAAUGAGAUGGCCCUGAUUUUUCCCACAUCCAAUUAGAUUGUUCUCUAUGAUAUUCAAGAAAAGUCACUACCUACUGAAUCUUCAGGAUUUAUUUUAAAGCAUCUGCUGGCAGAAUAUGAUCUAAUAAUGAGUCUUCUUUGCUCAAUAAGCCAGUGCUCCUAAUUUUUCUUUUUCACCUGUUACAUCAACAGACUCUGCAUUGGUUAGUUAUCAAAAGUAAAGUUAUCAGGGUUUUUUGUUUUAUUUUCUUUUUGAAAAAAAAAAUUGCUGCUUGCUUUAUGCAAACUUUUAGUCAUACUUGAAGGUUUACAAAUUUACUUAAUACUAAAUAUUUUGACAAUAUAUUUCUGUUGCAAGGUUUGUAUUUUUUUAAAUCAACUUCAUAUUUAUGCUUAGAAAAGUAGGAUUUUUAGAAUCUGUGAAAUAAUAGGCCAGGUCCUCUCACUUGUGUCUGGCCUCCCUGUGCAGCAAAAUGUAGGGGGUUUCAAACAGACCAUAGUGGGAAUUUCAGAAAUGGAGGGUUGCUGCCCAGCAGAAGAGUUCAGUACUUAAUAUUUGAGUCUGAUUUUCACUGAGUUUAGGAAAUCAUUCCAAAGCUGCAUUUUUGAUUGCAAUCAAAAUAGAAUGAGAAAUAAUAUAAGACAAUUCAUCUAUGUGACUGACUUCUCACCAACCAUAAAUUUUAUGCCUUUAAAGACCAGGAGCUUUGGGGGAGGAAUAAAAAGAAGAGAUUAGGGCAAGCAGCCAAGAGAAGGAAAAGUUUAGAAAGAAGAGACUUCUGAAAGGAAUUCCUUUUAUAUUUUUUAAAAAGCUUUGUUUUAUUUUUAUUUAAAAAGCUUUGUAGAUUAGUAUUGAAAUUUUAUAGGCCCAACCAACUUCCUAAUUAACUGAACACUUUCUACACCUUAUUUCCUAUUACUGGGGAAUAAAUAAGAGAGAUAAAAGCAAAAUUCUUUACCAUUAGACUAACAAAUCAUUACUUACUGGAGUUUCUUGACUCCCUGCAAAGUAGUUAAGUGUAUUGGUAGCAUAUCUAAGUUAAGAGUAGAUCAAACGAAUAUGGGAGUUACUGAGGAAUACUUAUAUGUAAAUUGUGGUGAAGGGAUAUUUUAUUUAUAUUCUUUUGCAUCUAUGGGUUGGGGUUAGAAGCAGGAAGUAGGAUAAUUAAAGAUAGUUAUAAUAACACCAAAAAUUUUAACAAUAUCUGAAUAAUUAUUAAGUCUAUAAUGUCAAUCAGGGAACCUCAAUUAUUCUCAUCUCAGAUUCUCACUUAAUCAAGAGCAAAAAAAAUGAUAUAAUAUAUUCUAAUAAGUAAUGUGAUAGCAUGGUCUUCACUAGCAAAUUCUGUGAAUGCUGUGAAAUUACUCAACAAAAGAAUUUAUAGUAAUGAUGAUAACAAAUGUAUUUUUAAUGUAAUACCCUUCAUAAGUUUUUAUCCUUUAGAAUAAGCAAUUUUGAUAUAUUCUUUCUUUUCAUCUGAUUUAAUUCUAAUGGAACUAUAGGUAUAAAAGAUUAGUUUAUUUCUUUCUAAUACUCUAUUUAAUAAAGGUUGAUAUAAUAAUAGAUUGUAAUGUACAUGGUUUAUUUUGCUUAAUCACCUAGACAGAAAGAUAGUGUUCCAAUUAGUAAGAGUGGAGUUGGGGUUUGUAUGUAAGGUCCUUAUGGCAGAGGACAAAAACUAACAUAAAAAAUAGGCAAUGUAGAAUAACAUAUUGACUUGAGGUUGAUCAGAAGAUUGGUGUUUAAGUUUCACUUUUACCAUUUACUAAUCAUUUUCACAAACAGAUCACUUAUUCUUUAUGAGUUUCAGUUUCCCCACUUGAAAAAAUAUGGAUAAUAAUAACAUUAAUGUAUAUAAAUUACUUCAUAACCACUAAGUAUUCUUUAAAUUGUUAGUAUUUUAAAUGGGAAAAUAAUAUGGCAGAACUAGAUAUAGAUCAACAUCUUACACUGUACCAAUUCUACCAAUAUAAGAUCAAAAUAGCCACAUGAUUUACACAUAAAGGGUAAUACCAUAAGCAAAUCAGAAGAGCAUGGAAUAGUUUAUUUGUCAUAUCUACAGAUAAGGGAGGAAUUUAGUACCAAAGAAAAUAUAGAGAGCAUUACAAAAUAUAAAACAGAUAAUUUUAUUAUGUAAAAUUUA